AUGUUCGGGCGUUUUCCCUAUCCUUCCAUUCCUGGCUGCUUCGGCAACUAUCUAGUCUUUAUCCCUAGUGUAACGGCGUCCAGUCGGGCCAAUGAGAGCAGUGCGGCGGACAGGGCGUCCAGUCGGGCCAAUGAUAGCAGUGCGGCGGACAAGCAGCCGUCGCAUGGCAGGGACCCCGGGUCGUGGCACGGCAGUCGCAGGGACCAAGUGCACUACACCGGCGGCGCUGCCUCCCAUAAAAGGCAAGGCAUUUGGCGCCUCUAUACUUUCCUUGGCGUCUUUACCCGCGACCGCAUUGGUCCUGAAAGCAACUCUGCCCUUCGUCUCGUUCCAUCUCCUCGUUAUUGGCCAAUCGUUCAUUUCUUCCAAUGCUUUUGGCGUUCCCCAUCUCACAACCUCCCCUCUCCUGGCGGCUUCCCCCUUCUCACGUCUCUCCCGACGUCCCCCGCGUGUGAGGCCAGGCAGCGAGAGGAGCCGAGCGAGUCAAACAGCAACAAGGCCAAUCAGGAGAAGAUGCGCUGCGACCGACUCAACGACAGGUUCGAGGAGUUGGCGCGGGCGCUGGAGAGGAGCGAGCUGGCGCGCGCGGACAGGGGGAGCAUUCUGGUGGACGCCGUGCGCGUGCUGGCGCAGCUGAGGGCGGAGACGAGCCGGCUGAGGGGCUCCGCGGAGCACAUGAGCGAGCAGAUCCAAGAGCUCAAGGCGGAGAAGAGUGAGCUGAGGGAGGAGAGGGCGCGCCUGCUGGCCAACAAGCAGCAGCUGGAAGACGAGGUCCGCCGCUUGGCCGCAUCUGGUGCCGCCCAAUCCACGGCCGCCACUUCAGCAGCAGUAUCGAUGGUUUCUUCAGCCGCCCGGCAGGCAGCUGCUGUUUCUCCUCCUCUUGGCCGGGCAAGCUGGGCCCAAUGGGAGCACCCAUGGGCUUGA
Closterium sp. NIES-65 is the source of this 924-nucleotide messenger RNA. The record is from the annotation of a GenBank genome assembly. Lineage: Eukaryota; Viridiplantae; Streptophyta; Zygnematophyceae; Desmidiales; Closteriaceae.